AGGUAGCUAUUGAUAAGAGACGGUCAGAACCUCCUCUUCGAGAACAGAAAUACAACAUAAAUCAUUGGCUGAUUCAGGAAGCAGAAAUCAGACGCAUUAGAGAAAAAAAUGAAAGAGAAAAGCAUAGAACACCAAGUAUCCAUCAGGAUGUACACAUUAAACAAACUGCACCUUUUCAGAAUGGAAACCAAGCUGUAAUCAGAACAAACAAAAAUCUCCCAAGGCCCACAUCAAUGCCACCCCCAACACCCCCUAAACCUUCUCAUAUAGUUGGUAAAGUUUCAUUAGACCAGAACUUGGAAGAUCUGUUGAAGUUUCAACCAUCAGGACAAGUCAGGCGCUUCUCCCAGGGCAGCCCGAACACAAAUGGUGGACACAAUUGGAUCGGUGGGUUUACUCAGACUGCUGGUAGAGAUCUUCCCAAACAGCAAGACCCCAUGCUUUCUGUUAGUGGGAGAAAACGGUGUUGCAGUUGUGGCAACGAAUUAGGACGAGGAGCAGCUAUGAUAAUAGAAUCCCUCCAGUUGUUCUACCACAUCCAGUGUUUUUGCUGUAGCGUGUGCCAGACCCAGCUGGGGAACGGAUCAUGUGGCACGGACGUUAGAGUGAGGAACAACAAACUUCACUGUCAGAAUUGUUACAGCAAUGAUGAUGGUUUAAAGUUCAGUCAAGUGUGAGAUGAGGAGUGGCCAAAUUUAGAGUGUGAAAGCAGACAAUUUGUUCUUGCUGAAUUAAUACAUUAUAAUGUUCAAGUAAAUAUGAUUGCUGGCUUUUGAUCCACUACUUGCUAGAAUUGUUAAAGAAACACUUUAACUUACAGAUUAUGUACAAGUAAAUAUGAUAGCUGGCUAUUCAUCCACUGUUUGCUAGAAUUGUUAAAGAAACACUUUAACUUACAGAUUAUGUACAAGUAAAUAUGAUAGCUGGCUAUUCAUCCACUGUUUGCUAGAAUUGUUAAAGAAAAACUUUAACUUACAGAUUAUGUACAAGUAAAUAUGAUAGCUGGCUAUUCAUCCACUGUUUGCUAGAAUUGUUAAAGAAAAACUUUAACUUACAGAUUAUGUACAAGUAAAUAUGAUAGCUGGCUAUUCAUCCACUACAUGCUAGAAUUGUUAAAGAAACACUUUAACUUACAGACUGUUCUUCAAGUACAACACAUGACAUGAUAAGGUUAAAAAGAAUGUUUUAAUUAUACAAUCAGCUUUAGAAGUCUUGAAUGUUUGAUUCCUCUAUUUUAAAAUAACAUGAAAUGCUGGAUUGUUUUCUCUUCCUGCUUCAGUUUUGUUACAUCUGAGUUUGUGUGGAGUUUGAACCGGUGGCUACUGUUGCAGUCCCAGACUAUGUGUAAUAUACUCAAAGCUUAUUUUAAAGAGUGGUAUGUUUUGUGACUGUUACAUAUGUUUGUUUUUUUCAGUCCUUUCUGUUUGCUUUUGUUGUAUAAAAAAAAAGAUUAGUUUUAUAAGCUAGUUAAGACUUUUUUUUAUUUUUUAUAUUAGCCAUGGAAUCAGCGUAUAUAUUAGAUCAUAUACAGAUAAUAUAGAGAGAAAUAAAGGGAAGGGUGUGUUACAUAUUUCCUAACGGACAAGGUGCAUGAUGUAUUAAUAACUGUAGAAGCUGGAAGAUUUUUUAACCUUUAAAAUUAAUUUGUACAAUUUAUCUUGUCAUUCAUGUCACAAAGUAGAAACAAAUUGAGUUUUGCAUAAGCUCUAACUUUUUGUCUGCUUCCAUCCUUUCUUAUAAUAUAUAUAGAUCAAAAUUAUAGAUAUUGCACACGUUAUGAUAUAUAUAGAUCAAAAUUACAGAUAUUGCAUACAUUAUUAUGAAACAUAGAUCAAAAUUACGGAUAUUGCAUACAUUAUUAUGAUAUAUAGAUCAAAAUUACAGAUAUUGCAUACAUUAUUAGGAUACGUAGAUCAAAAUUAAAGAUAUUGCAUACAUUAUUAU
Molecule: messenger RNA, 1944 nt
Organism: Limulus polyphemus (Atlantic horseshoe crab)
Lineage: Eukaryota; Metazoa; Arthropoda; Merostomata; Xiphosura; Limulidae
Product: LIM and calponin homology domains-containing protein 1-like
Exons: 3
Coding region: 234-677 (147 amino acids)
Biological process (GO): regulation of focal adhesion assembly; positive regulation of stress fiber assembly
Cellular component (GO): stress fiber
Molecular function (GO): myosin II head/neck binding
Source: RefSeq, a predicted model, not a curated record